CAUAGCAGAGAAGGGAAUACCAGACUUGAUCAAAAUAUUCUCCUCUCUGAAAGGAAAAAAAAAAAACAAGAGGGUCUUGUAAGCAUUUUAUAUUGCUAUUUGCUUUCCACAUUGGCUAGCUUCCUUUGAAAGAUCUACAACCUGUGCAUGAUCAUAUAUGGCUAGUGGGUCUACUUCUGCAAUGGAGUGACAGCUGCUUCAACAAUCAAGUCACUGACACCAGUCCAUCUUCCUAGCUAUCUCUCUUCCACAUUGCCUAAACGUGACUCGAAAGCAAAAGGAAUUGAGUCAUUCUUGUUCUUUUCGCAAAGAAGUAUAUCCCUCUAUAAAACCAAGCACACACAAGUGUCACAUAUUUUUGAGCCUUCCUUGUACCCUUUAUCGUAUCAGUGCCAUUUAGUCCAAUGGAUCGUGUAUCAUCUGCUAGUAACAUUUUCCCUACUGGUCGUGAUGAUAUUACAGGCCAGUUUGGAUUGAUUUGGCAAGUACUGAAAGAACCAUUGAUCGUGCCGGUCUUGAAACUGUUGGUUGUAGUGUGCUUGGGCAUGUCAAUAAUGCUUUUCAUUGAACGAGUGUAUAUGGGAAUUGUUAUAGUUUUUGUGAAGUUGUUUGGAAAAAAACCAAAUAAGAUGUACAAAUGGGAGCCUAUGAAGGAUGAUAUUGAGGUUGGUAAUUCAGCUUAUCCUAUGGUUCUAGUGCAGAUUCCAAUGUACAACGAAAAAGAGGUGUAUCAGUUGUCCAUUGGAGCUGCCUGUGGGCUGUCAUGGCCGUCCGACCGGAUCAUAAUCCAAAUUCUUGAUGACUCAACUGACCCUGCCAUUAAGAGCUUGGUGGAACUAGAAUGUCAGAGAUGGGCAAGCAAAGGCAUUAACAUAAAGUAUGAGAUUAGGGACAACAGGAAAGGAUACAAGGCAGGAGCUCUUAAAGAAGGCAUGAAGCACAGCUAUGUUAAACAAUGUGAUUAUGUGGCCAUAUUUGAUGCUGAUUUCCAGCCUGAACCUAACUAUCUUUGGCGCACCAUACCAUUUCUGGUUCACAAUCCUGAAAUUGCUCUUGUUCAAGCUCGCUGGAAAUUUGUCAACUCUGAUGAGUGCUUAAUGACAAGGAUGCAAGAGAUGUCAUUGGAUUACCAUUUCACUGUGGAGCAAGAAGUGGGGUCUGCAACCUAUGCUUUCUUUGGCUUCAAUGGUACUGCUGGUGUGUGGAGAAUUUCAGCAGUCAAUGAAGCUGGAGGUUGGAAGGAUCGAACAACGGUGGAGGACAUGGAUUUGGCAGUAAGAGCUAGUCUGAAAGGCUGGAAGUUUGUUUAUGUUGGUGACCUCAAGGUGAAAAAUGAAUUACCAAGUACUUUCAAAGCUUACCGAUAUCAGCAACACAGAUGGUCUUGUGGGCCUGCAAAUCUCUUUAAGAAAAUGGCAAUCGAAAUAGUAAAAAACAAGAAAGUGUCACUGUGGAAGAAGUGUUAUGUGAUCUACAGUUUCUUCUUCGUCCGAAAGAUUGUGGCACACAUUGUCACAUUUGUAUUCUACUGUGUUGUUUUGCCUUCAACUGUUCUGGUUCCUGAAGUAAGCGUUCCUAAGUGGGGAGCUGUCUAUAUUCCUUCAAUUGUAACUCUCCUCAAUGCUGUUGGAACUCCUAGAUCACUCCACUUGAUGGUUUUCUGGAUCCUAUUUGAGAAUGUCAUGUCCCUCCACCGGACGAAGGCAACUUUCAUAGGUUUGCUGGAGAUAGGAAGAGUGAAUGAAUGGGUUGUCACUGAAAAACUAGGAGAUGCUCUCAAGGGAAAAUUACCUGCUAAAGCUACCAAGAAACCGCGGAUGAGGAUAGGAGAAAGAUUACAUUGGCUAGAACUUUGUGCUGGAGCCUAUCUCUUCUUCUGUGGAUGCUAUGAUUUUGCCUUUGGAAAGAACAGAUACUACAUUUUCCUCUUCCUUCAAUCUAUUGCCUUCUUCAUUGCUGGAUUUGGUUACAUCGGCACCUUUGUUCCCAACUCUUAGCAAACAAGAAUCAUGGCCAAGCAUUGUCUCCUCCCAAUACUUGUCGUUCCUACGUUGUUUCUUGUCUUCAAGAAACUACAACACUGUCAUUCUUUGGGGACAAUUUUUUCUUAUCGUUGUUGCAGAUCAUUGAAGCCAAGGCUGGGCAUUCAUUUUCUGCUGAACACAAGGGAAACUGUUUUUUUUCCUUUACAAGAACCAUUGUGAUUUGUUGUCAUUUUUCAGAGUACAAAAUACAAAGAAAAGAGAGUAGAUUGGUAGAAAUAGUAGCAUAUACGUUGUGCCAGCUCCCAAGUAAUGUAGACAUCUUUGUGAGGGUUGUUUGAUUUAGAAAGUUGGAAUUUCUUUUGCAAAUAAUAAUGCAGAUGGACAAGAAUCUGUAAUUCAAAUCAAAAUUCUUACAAUUUAUGUAUACCCUUUCUCAUUUUUAUUUUUA
This is a messenger RNA of Populus nigra (black poplar), 2433 nucleotides long. RefSeq names its product glucomannan 4-beta-mannosyltransferase 9-like. The coding region runs from base 405 to 1997 and encodes 530 amino acids. Gene Ontology annotation, cellular component: Golgi apparatus. The transcript has 9 exons. NCBI's taxonomy places the organism in Eukaryota, Viridiplantae, Streptophyta, Magnoliopsida, Malpighiales, Salicaceae. Gene Ontology annotation, molecular function: mannan synthase activity. The record is from RefSeq and is a predicted model, not a curated record.